AUGCAUAGCUUCAAGACAGCUGAAGCAAGCUCCCAACUCUAUUGCCACUCCUCCUUCUUGCUUCGUGGUGACGACACCAACCGAAACCAAACGCGUUUCUCUGAUCUUGGGGAGCUUCAGCAUUCCUCUGCUGUCUUUCAACAAGAACAUGCGGUUGAUUUAUCCUCGAGCUCUAUGUAUAGUGUGAAGUCAAGCAAUGUUGUUGUUGGUAGUAGUAACAUGCAGUAUGGGACAAUGAACACGAAUCUUGGGUCUGCAGAGAUAGGUUCAACAGGGGUAGGGUGCUUGGAUACUGGGCAACAACUCAUGUACCACAAGGAAAUGGCCAUGGCCACCUUGCCUUUGGGGAAUGGUCAUGUUGAGAAUUGGGCUGAUUCAGGCAUGGCAGAUAAUAGCCAACAGACUGAUGAUACUUCCACUGAUAUUGACACUGAUGACAAAAACCAAUGCAAUAGUGUAAAGAAUGGGGCACGUGUGGUUGUGGACUCCAAGGAUCAGACAAAGUUCAAAGCAGGAGAUCAGAAGACCCUUCGUAGGCUAGCUCAGAAUCGGGAGGCUGCAAGGAAGAGUCGGUUAAGGAAAAAGGCAUAUGUGCAGCAGUUGGAGAACAGCCGGCUCAAGCUUGCGCAAAUAGAGCAAGAGCUUCAACGAGCACGUCCGCAGGGUAUAUUUAUUGCAACUCCUGGGGAUCAAGGUCAUUUGGCUGUUGGAAAUGGUGCCUUAGCAUUUGACAUGGACUAUGCCCGCUGGGUUGAUGAGCAUCAACGUCUGCUGAAUGAGCUAAGAUCAGCUUUAAAUUCUCAAAUGGGUGAUAAUGAACUACAUCUUCUUGUUGAUGGUGUCAUGGCACAUUAUGAUGAAUUGUUUAGGUUAAAGAGCAUAGGGGCAAAGGCUGAUGUGUUUCACAUGCAUAGUGGGAUGUGGAAGACACCUGCAGAAAGAUGGUUUAUGUGGCUUGGUGGAUUCCGUUCAUCUGAACUUCUCAAGAUAAUCAAGAACCACCUUGAGCCCUUAACAGAACAGCAAGUGAUGGGCAUUGAUAAUCUGCAACAGUCUUCUCAGCAGGCUGAGGAUGCUUUAACUCAAGGUAUGGAAGCAUUGCAACAAUCUGUUUUAGAGACACUUUCUUCCACCUCCUUAGGACCCACUGGUGCUGGAAAUGUUGCUGAUUACAUGGGCCAAAUGGCAAUUGCAAUGAGCAAACUUGCUCCAGUGGAGAAUUUCCUUCGCCAGGCUGAUCUCUUGAAGCAACAAACUCUGCAACAAUUGCAACGAAUUUUGACCACGCGUCAGAUUGCUCGGGCCCUCAUUGUCAGAAAUGAUUACCUUUCAAGACUAAGAGCACUUAAUUCAUUAUGGUUAGCUCGCCCUAGAGAGUAG
This is a messenger RNA of Gastrolobium bilobum, 1380 nucleotides long. Its product is annotated as transcription factor TGA2.2-like. The record is from RefSeq and is a predicted model, not a curated record. Lineage: Eukaryota; Viridiplantae; Streptophyta; Magnoliopsida; Fabales; Fabaceae. Bases 1 to 1380 code for a protein of 459 amino acids. Gene Ontology annotation, molecular function: DNA-binding transcription factor activity; sequence-specific DNA binding. Gene Ontology annotation, biological process: regulation of DNA-templated transcription; DNA-templated transcription. The transcript is spliced from 11 exons.